GAGACAAAACAGACAGAGAGAGAGAAAGAGGAGUGUGAGAGUGGAGGGGAGCUGCGAGAAACAGAAAACUGAGAUUGGAUUGAAAGAAGGAAGCGACGGGUUGAGACAGCCCCUGAAACUGAAACACUUAAUCAGCUGUUUGUCAGCUCUUCUAUUGCCAUGGAUACGCUAUCCCAGAAUCUACACUGAGGCCCAAACCAGAACGGAAGACAGAGGAGAGAGAGAGAGGAAGAGAAAGAGGAGAAAAGGGCAGUAAACCUUGAUUUAAGUACAGAGAAAGAGUGUGUGGCAGAGAAAGAAAAAGGAGAGCGUCAAAAGGUGGGGGAGUGGAGGCGCCCCUCUCUCGCAGUUGAGUGAGAGGACGAGCGGGGGAAAGGAAGAAAGGAGCAAAACAGAGUCAGGGAAGAAGGGAGAAGAGUCAGCUGUUUGGCCAUGGGGCUGUGUGCUGUUCUCCUGAUCUGCCUCUCCCAGGCACAGUUGGGGAGAGCUUGGGCACAAAGGCAAACAGAUGCACCGAGUGGGUCGCCAUUGCGGACAGACAGGGAUGCGUCCGGGUUGCACAGAAUUGGAGGUGACCCGCACAAACAUGGACAGAGACGAGUGGCUCGCGACACACUGGGUGGAGGAGUUGCAAUGAAUACCCUCCCUGACAACAUGACCCAUGUGGUGGACUCUCAGCGGUACUACAGCUGGCACAGUUUCGGCCCAGAGGACAGACGAACAGAAGAUUUGUGGGUUGAUCUGAAUGCCCUGCAGCAGGGCCAAGUCAGGAUCCAUGGCAUACUGUCCAAUGCACAUCGACAGGCAGCGAGGGUGGCACUGUCAUUUGAUUUCCCCUUCUAUGGGCAUUACCUGAGACAAAUCACCAUAGCAACUGGCGGGUUCAUCUUUACAGGGGAUAUUACUCAUCGAAUGCUCACCGCCACACAGUACAUUGCACCCCUAAUGGCUAACUUCGACCCCAGUUUCUCCAAAAACUCAACAGUGAGGUACAUGGACAAUGGCAACCUAUUUGUGGUACAAUGGGACAAGGUGUUGCUACAGGGUCUGGAGGCCGAAGGACCUUUUACUUUCCAGGCAAUCCUCCAGAGCAAUGGGACUAUUGUUUUCAACUACAGAGUUGUACCUCUACCAGUGGAGAGGAUUCACUCCACAGAGCAUCCAGUUAAAGUGGGCCUGUCUGAUGCUUUCAUGGCUAUGCUCCCCUCCUCACAGCUUUCAGAUGCAAGACGCAGCACUAUCUACGAGUAUCACCGUGUUGAGAUCGACACCACAAAGAUUGUUACCCGAUCUGCUUUUGAAUUCACACCACUGCCUACUUGUCCUCAACACACAACCUGCGAUCUCUGCCUCACAUCCAACUUGACAACUGGCUGUGGCUGGUGCAACACACUUCAACGGUGCUCUGAUGGAAUCGACCGCCACAGACAAGAGUGGCUUGAUUACAACUGCCCUGAAGAGGCAAAGGGCACAUGUGAGGACUACAAUCCGGAGGGACCUGAGGGAUCAAUGGGGUCCUUCAACAACUCCUCCCCAGGUCCAACACCCUCUUCCGCCGUGCUUGAAGACCACCCAUUUACGGAGGGUAAAAUUAUGACUUGUUCUGAGCUCAUAAAUUAUGGAUUUGCAGACAGGCCCUCCGAAUCACACGGCGAUAACAGAGAAUACGGCCAUUAUUGCGGGUGUAGUCGCUGCCCUCGUUCUGCUGGUAGCCCUGACCCUGCUGGCUGUCUACUACAUCAACACACACCCCACAGUUGCUCCACCUUUCUACCUCAUGCAGCGACGCACUAAUAACUACUGGCCUUCUAUGAAGUUCCGCAACCAGGGCUGUCACUCAAGUUACGCUGAGGUUGAGCUUGGGGGUCAUGAGAAAGAGGGUUUCAUCGAGGCUGAGCAAUGCUGCUGAGGGGACUGGAACUCCAAAAGCACUGUCAGACAAAGUAAGGGCACCAUCUUGAGGACUGCCAAGGGAUUACAAACAGACAAACGGAAGACGAGGCCAACUCUGGUGGCUGGACAUCUACUCUAACUGUUUAUGUCGCUCUUGCCAGAUUUCUCUGUCUCUUGCUGUUUGUCAUCUCACAGCUCUCCAUAUUGCCUGGGGGAUGGAGGGUAGAGAAAAUCCAACAGGAGGCUGACUCUAAAUUUCAUGUGGGAUGGUCAAGAGCGAUUGUCUAACUGUUGAAAACCCACCAAGAUACAGGAGAAGUCAGGGAAAGAAACUUACUAGCCUUCAUACUGCAAACCAAUGUACAAUUUAACUCUGCUAUGUGAUUUUUUUUUUUAUCCAGUUUGUUUGUUUUAUGAAGUGUGUAUGUGGCUGUUUCUAAAAACUGCAAUAUCCAUGUUGAAUUCACUAUAACAGAUACACAACUAUAUAAAUGAUAGCAAUUAUAGUUAUAAUCUUGAAUGGUCCUGGAGAACCAGGGUUUUCUUUGAACCUUUUUGCUUAAACAUCUUCCAAUAAAUACAUGUGGUCGGUUUUGAUA
Molecule: messenger RNA, 2492 nt
Organism: Lampris incognitus (smalleye Pacific opah)
Lineage: Eukaryota; Metazoa; Chordata; Actinopteri; Lampriformes; Lampridae
Gene: plxdc1
Product: plexin domain containing 1
Exons: 13
Coding region: 433-1794 (453 amino acids)
Source: RefSeq, a predicted model, not a curated record